ACGACGAUGGUUAAGAAGAUAAAAUUUCUAUUCGUGAAAUUCAUCGCAUCUGCGUUCCUCAGGGUCGCGCUUCUCAAUCCCUAAUCUUAUUUCAUUCUUUGCCAAACAAAACUUCGAGGCACCGCACACUGCAAUCGAAGCUAUUUCGUUCGCAGGUAACUGAAGUGAUAUAGUAGUAGGCGAGCUUAGCAUAAAAAUGACUGAUGAAAGAGGAGUACACCCAGAUUGCAGAAAUGCCUCAAAUCCCUACCAUGAAUGCAGUGAAUAUUGCUUCCAAAUCAUUGCUGAUACAAAGGCUUGGAUGGAGCAAAAGGAAUCAGAAGUAGUGAAAGCUAGUGGUAGGAGUGUUCAGUCCGGGUCUGGUGCUCCAGAGCUGGACGAAGAUCUACAUGAUGACAGCCAGGAUUUUGAAGAUCAUGCUGAUGGUGGUAAAGAGAAUCCUGUUGAAGAGAACCUAGAAGGAGAUGUCACAAAACUCACAGGAAGGAAGAAGAAAUUGUGGGAGUUGAGAAAUAAGAUGAUGAAGGCAAAAAGCGACAAUCAAAAAGAAAUUGCUGCUGAAAAGAAAAGAAUGGAAGCUCCGACCGAGUCAAGAGGCAUUUCUAAGCAAAAAUGGCUUGACGAGAGGAAGAAAAAAAUUGGAAAGCUUCUUGAUGCAAAUGGUUUGGAUCUGGCAAAGGCUUAUAUGUUAGACACACAAGAGUCGGCAGAAUCAAAAUACAAGAAAUGGGAGAAGGAUCCUGCUCCAUAUGGUUGGGAUGUUUUCAAUCAGAAAACUUUGUACGAUGCGUACAAAAAGCGAACAAAGAACGUUGAGGUUGACUUGGAAGAAUAUAACAGAAUGAAAGAAGCUGACCCUGAGUUCUUUCGUGAAGCUUCAAGUCUCCAAUAUGGGAAGGCACCGAAGACCUCAGAAGAAAAGAUUGAUAAGAUGGUGAAGGAACUCAAGGAGCGAGAAGAGAAGCGCAAAUCAUUUAGCAGGAGGAGGAGGUUCCACGAUGAGAAGGAUAUCGACUCAAUCAAUGACCGUAACGAGCAUUUCAACAAGAAGAUUGAACGAGCCUUCGGUAAAUACACGCUGGAGAUUAAGAACAAUCUUGAGCGCGGAACUGCGCUACCUGAUUAAAGCAAUUGCCUGGAGUAAAUUUUCUUGUUUAGUUGUGCAACUCUGUCAAAUGGGGUAUGAUAUGUUUGAAAUCUGAUUCUCCUAUAUUUUAUAUAAUGGAAGGCGUAUGGCUAAUCUGUUGCCAGAGAAUGA
This is a messenger RNA of Juglans microcarpa x Juglans regia, 1258 nucleotides long. Its product is annotated as pre-mRNA-splicing factor syf2. Gene Ontology annotation, cellular component: catalytic step 2 spliceosome; Prp19 complex; post-mRNA release spliceosomal complex. The coding region runs from base 197 to 1126 and encodes 309 amino acids. The transcript has 6 exons. Lineage: Eukaryota; Viridiplantae; Streptophyta; Magnoliopsida; Fagales; Juglandaceae. The record is from RefSeq and is a predicted model, not a curated record.